AGCAAAAAUCAUUGCAUAAUACACACACACAACACACAAUCAUUGCUGCCAACAGUAACGCCAGAACAUCGUGGGGUUAUUUAUGUUCGACCUCUUCAUCCUUUUGGGGUUUCACGCAACAAGAGUCGACGAACGAGCGCACGCACGCACGCCCCGCCACGUGCGCUCGUCAUCAUCCAGCGUGCCGAGCGCGUCCUUUUCGAGUGGUUUGCCUUCGCAGAGUUGCGUCAAGCGGAGGAGGGAGAAAGGGAGUGGGUAAGAGCGAGAAUGGUGCAGCCCCGCCAGACGUUUUGUUACCACAUAGCACCGCGUUGAGAGAGGAGGGAGGAGGCGGCGCUUACAAUUGUGGCCGCGCAGAGCGUCCGCGUUGUGCCGUGAGCCGGGGAAGACCGAGCAAGGCAGAGGGAGCGAGGGAUUUUUCCCUCUUACAACUCGCUUCUUCCACCUCGCUCGGCAACGGCAGCAGCAGCAGCAGCAACGACAACAGCAAUAGAAAGAAGACGUUUCACUUUCUUUCCCUGCGGGCUGCGUUCGUCUAACAAAUGCUGAUUAUGACGGAUUUGGCCAGAGAUGACGGAUGUUGAGCCAGCGUCUCUGUCGGAUUUCGCGGCGUCGGGCAGGUCGGGGCGGCGUAACGCCCUGCCGGACAUCCUGGGCUCCCCAUCUGGUGCCUCGUCUGGCGAGCUGCCCCUCAAACUCGCCGAGCUCACCGUGACCGCAGAGGGUGCGUCGCAGGAGGCCCAGACGCCAACCCUGGAGGAUCCUGUGGUGGGCAACGAUGGAAAUGGAGGCGACAAGGAGUGAGGACGACUGCCUGCCUACAGCCACGCCAACCUGAGCACGGCCGAGCCUGCGACGCCCCGAACAACCAGGAUGGAACGCAAUCAAACCUGACCCGCUCGCUUUGGUUCCUUUUUCUCCUAAUCGUAGCGUAGGCUUCAUGAUUGUACCAACUGUGUGAGGAGGGGAAAGGUAAUUUCCUGCAGGUGAGGAGGUGGCUCUAUAGCUUGAGACACCGGGGCAGUUCGACCGCUACGGUUUUUGGAAACAUCGUGCCGAAUGUAAAGCGUCGGGAGUCGAGUGGGAGGCACAGCGAUUCCCGAUGCCUUCGCUGAAAAUAGAUCGCAGGCAGUGCUUACAUGCUGACGGCAUGAUCAGUGUGUGUACAUUGCAUAAGGAAAAUAUUUUAUACAUUUUGAAUUGAACGUUAGGUUUUUAAGGAAAAAUAUAUUAAACAAUUUACGAGAAGAAGACAUUUUUUUCCUUGGGAGUAUUUAGGGUAUUAUCACUGUGUUGGAAGUAGGGUUAUAUGGUUGAUUUUGAUGGCAACCAAUGCACUGUACAACCAAUGCAGGUGGUGGAAUCAAACCCUUUGCUGAGUUUCCUCGGAGAGAGAGCAAAGAGAGGAGGCUAGAAUUCACUUAAAAUGUAAAAAAAAGCCGGAUUUUCACAAAUGUUUGUUGCAUAAUAAUAUGUGUUGUUUUUCCCCAUUGUAAUUUUCGAACAGUUGUGGCAAAUACAUAACGGGCAAUGACACAAGCUUAAGGAAUUAUGUGUAUAGUUAUAGUGUGCGUGCAGACCACUUUCUAACGUUGAGGAAAUUCUACCCCUGAGAGAGUUACAUGAUAUCUGGAUUAAAGAGCAUAGAGAUGAGCCUCAUGAUGAUCCUGGUAUUAGGCCGAAAUUACCGUGUAGUGCUUUGGACCUUGGUUUCUAAACCUUUUGACUUACCACAAGCAUUCAAGCAUUGUCAACAAUUACAAACAAAUUUAGUUCUAAAACCAGUGUAAAAAUUUGUUCACAUUACAAUUCACAAGCACCAAAACUGAAAACAAAGAGAUUUACUUCAACUAAUUUUAAGUAAUAAUCAUAAUGCAGAAUCUUAAGCAACUCAUUCUUGAAAAUCCAGCGAAUGACUUUUACCAUUCCAACAAUUGUGUUGCCGUUAGAACUACUAUACUACUAUACCAGAUGUAAAUGAGAGACAGAUAAGAGUAAUUUUGUGUUUGUUCAGAUAAUUGUGGGUUUGUGAAAGAAAGGUCACAAGUGGUGUGAUUUUUGUUUAAAGUUUUAAAUCAGCUGUAUAAUAAUCAUACCGAGUGUGUAAAGGCAAAUGCAAACUGUUUGAGUAUAACUGUCCGUGUGCUUAUAAACUGUGACGCUUACUAGUGUGACAGCCACAAGUGUCCAUCAUGGAAGCAUUGAUUUGAAUAAGCACAACUCAUCAUCAUCGGCACACAUGGAGUCAAGCGUGCGCCGUUCCCGUUUUCCCAAAAUCACUGUUGUGCUUGCUGAUUUCAGUGACUAAGAGAUCAAACGGCAGCAACCAAAUAUGCGAUGCACAGUGUGGCAUUGACAUCUAACGAUGCAGUGGAUACAUUUUUCACAAAGAGGGAAAGUUUCCAAACAUUGAGGCCCCCUUCAACUCGACUUUGGCCGCAAUGCCUCGUUUAUAAAGGGACAUAAAAUCAUGUAAUGCUAUUAAUUUGUUAUCAUUUUGGUGUAAUCAUUCACUACGCAGACUACUGCUAAUUGUGGAAAACCACAUUUUUGUGAACCUGGAGACUGUCCUUAUUGCUCAAUUACAUAAGUAUGCACAGCAGGAAUCCUACUUAUCUGUGGUGAUGUGAGUGACGAACGUCACCAAAAUUCCAUUAUCUGCAAUGUUAUCUGUGAAAUUACUCCCAUUUAUCUGCGAAAAGAAAUCAAUCGUGUGUAGAAUCCGUGGAUAAUAGGAUGAAUUGCCAUGCUUCACUUAUUCAUAUAAUGUGAAAGUAGGAAGCUUUUGCAAUGGAUGGUGGCAGGUGAGAAUAGGGGGAAUUAAUUUGUUGGUAUUUUAGUGCGGACUCUAUAGGUCUUGCGGAUAAUUGGAGUUGCAGAUAAUAGGGCUGUGGAUAAGUGGUAUUUGAAGUUGUGUAAAAUACUAAAAUGCAACUAUAUGAGUCGUUUGUAGCCAUGUUAGCAGAUGUAUUGGUAUAGUACUGUCUACAUAACAUAAACCAGUGGUACAAGUUAAACAAAAAUCGUCACCAUUUUUCGACACUUUUUUUCGACUAAACUUGUCUUGCAUAUUUAACUAAAUUGUGAUGUUGGUGUAGAGUUUUGUUUUAAAUACUGCUUUAAGCUAUUUGCUUAAUCUUUAUAUCAAGUUAUCUUUAUUAUCUUGACCGCAUAUUAAAUUUGACUCGUGUAGUUGUCAA
Petromyzon marinus (sea lamprey) is the source of this 3200-nucleotide messenger RNA. Its product is annotated as cAMP-dependent protein kinase inhibitor alpha-like. The record is from RefSeq and is a predicted model, not a curated record. Gene Ontology annotation, biological process: negative regulation of protein kinase activity. Gene Ontology annotation, molecular function: cAMP-dependent protein kinase inhibitor activity. NCBI's taxonomy places the organism in Eukaryota, Metazoa, Chordata, Hyperoartia, Petromyzontiformes, Petromyzontidae.